AUGGAAAAUAAUAAAGAAGAUAUUAUUAAAGAACCCAAAGACUGGGACACUUUUGUUGAAAUGUAUCAAGACGUUCUUGAACAUUUUGCAAUGCAGUCUCCAAUCAUUCUGUACAGUCUUACCCAAGCCAAGAAGUUCUCCAAAAUCUGUGAGGUUGGUGUUGGUCCAGGCCUUGCAGCAAGAAUGUUCAUCAGUAACAUUAUGAAGAAGGGGGCCGCCUACUUCUGUAGUGAUCUGUCUGACGAAAUGAUCAAAGGUUUCUAUGACAACUUCCAGAACUGUGACUCAGCUCUGAAUCCAAGAAAUAAGUUGGAGAUGAUCGAAGACUUUGAAACUAUUGACACCAACAAGCAUAUCAAAGAGAUGGGAGAUGAAAUUGAGAAGAAGUUGUUUUUGGUCAAAGCAAGCAAUGAGAAGCUUCCAUAUCCAGAUGAGUGCUUUGAUUUAUAUCUUUCCAGCUUGUCGUUGCAUAUAGUCGAUAAUUACAUGGUCCAAUUAGAAGAAGCAUACAGAAUUUUAGAAAUUGGAGGAGUGGCAGGAUUUACAAUUCCUGGCAGAAAGGAGAACUGUACAAUACAUCAUUUUGUUCCAGACGUACUUGAGAGUCUUGGCUAUAGUAUCCCUCCUCCUUCUAAAAAGGAUCCUAACCAUCUCAGUAAUAAGGAAGCUCUUGAAAAAGAUUUUAAAAAAAUCGGAUUUAGCGUUGUAAAAACGUAUUAUACCCAAGCGAAUUUUAUAAUGAAAAACGUAACGGAGAUGCUAAAUAUUAUAAUAAAAUUCAAAAUCCUCUCCAGUGUCCUCUCCACUCUCUCUCCCACUCAGAUGCAAGAACUGACUGCAGAACUAGAGAAGCAGUGGGAACUCAAGUUCGGACAGGGCACUACAGAAGUGCAGGAGUUGGAGCUACUCGUCGUCAUUGCUACUAAGUAGGCUAAGAAGUUCAGUCAAUU
This is a messenger RNA of Moneuplotes crassus, 950 nucleotides long. The record is from the annotation of a GenBank genome assembly. Lineage: Eukaryota; Ciliophora; Spirotrichea; Euplotida; Euplotidae.